AUGGUUGAUUCACAAUUAGCCCAAGUAUCCGAGAAUUCAUCCCUUAACUCCACAUCCAAACUACCCGGACAACAAAACCCAAACCCCUCUCACAUCCUUAAACAACCCGACACAUGCAAGGCAAUCACAUUGAGAUCGGGUGCAACUUAUGAAGGACCGAAGGGGAGUGAGGAGGUAGAAAAGGAAGAGGAGGAGAAGAAGGGGGAUGAGGUAGUAAUUGUUGAGAAGGAGGUUGAGAACAAGAAAUCCAAGGGUAAGGACUCAAUCGAUACUAGCAAAUAUGAGAAUCUGGUCCCUUACCCCAGAAGAGUGGUGGAGCGCAAGUUGAAUGGUAAGUUUGCCAAGUUCCUAGAUGUGAUGAAGGGACUACACAUUAAUUUGCCUUUCCUAGAGGUGGUGACAAAAAUUCCAUCUUAUGCUAAGUUCCUCAAGGACAUUUUGUCGAACAAUAGAAAGCUUAAGGAUGAGUUAAUAACACUACCACACCAAGUAAGUGCUCUUGUUCAACAUAAAAUGCCCAAGAAACAAAGAGAUCCCGGAAGCUUUACAUUGCCGAUCAAGAAUGGGAAUUUGGAGGCAAAGGAGCCCUAUCAAACCUUGGGGCUAGUGUUAGUCUCAUUCCACUACCCAUUGCUCAACAACUCAACAUAG
Molecule: messenger RNA, 651 nt
Organism: Chenopodium quinoa (quinoa)
Lineage: Eukaryota; Viridiplantae; Streptophyta; Magnoliopsida; Caryophyllales; Amaranthaceae
Exons: 1
Coding region: 1-651 (216 amino acids)
Source: RefSeq, a predicted model, not a curated record